AUGCUGGCCGGUAUUGCCGAGGGGCUGGCGCUGGCCGAUCGAGCGCGUCUUCAACAGAAGGAUGUCCUGGAAGUGCUGGAACUUACAAGCAUGUCGUCAGAGCUGGUCAUGCAGAAGGGAAAUGCAAUCAUCAAGAGCGAAUUCCCGCCCCAGCAGGAACUGAAGCACAUGCAGAAGGACCUCAAGCUGGCGCUGAACAUGGCCGAAGGUCUGGAGCACCCCCUGCCCAUCACGGCCGCCUCCAACGAGGUGUACAAGCACGCGAAACGCCUCGGCUACGGUUCCCACGAUUCCAGCGCAGUUUACGUGCGGGCAAGGUUUUAA
Messenger RNA from Aedes aegypti (yellow fever mosquito), 324 nucleotides. Its product is annotated as putative oxidoreductase GLYR1 homolog. The transcript has a single exon. Gene Ontology annotation, molecular function: oxidoreductase activity, acting on the CH-OH group of donors, NAD or NADP as acceptor; NAD binding. NCBI's taxonomy places the organism in Eukaryota, Metazoa, Arthropoda, Insecta, Diptera, Culicidae. Bases 1 to 324 code for a protein of 107 amino acids. The record is from RefSeq and is a predicted model, not a curated record.